Molecule: messenger RNA, 4647 nt
Organism: Ixodes scapularis (black-legged tick)
Lineage: Eukaryota; Metazoa; Arthropoda; Arachnida; Ixodida; Ixodidae
Product: START domain-containing protein 10
Exons: 6
Coding region: 188-991 (267 amino acids)
Molecular function (GO): lipid binding
Source: RefSeq, a predicted model, not a curated record
AAAAAAGGCGCUCUCACUCGAAUGAACUGGGAUCGACAUCGACAUCGAGCAAUGGCAGCUGCGUAAUUUUUGCCGUUUGGUUAGCUUUUGAGAAGCAAUCGAAUUCGAAUGAAUCGGGUCCCGUUUUUAGCAAUUUCGACUUAAAACCUUCGGCGAAUUUAAACGUCGGGCAGUCUGCCCAGCGAAAAUGGACGUCGGAGAAGUGCGGGUAGCGGACGACGGCGACUUCGAGCGGCUGCGAAACCUGACUGACGAGCAUGACGGUUGGAAAGUGGAGUACGAGAAGCGCGACACUAAGGUUUGGACCAAGGGCACCGAACAGACCCAGUUCAAGAUGAUCAAGCUGCACACGGUCUACGCGGACGUGAGCCCGUCGCUGCUCUUUGACGUGCUCAUGGACCCGUUCUACCGCAAGAAGUGGGACGUGCACAUGUUGGACAGCUACGACAUAGGCUGUCUAAACCCCAACAACGACGUGGGCUAUUACGCAGUGCGAUCUCCGCCGCCGCUUAGGAACAGAGACUUCGUCCUGCAGCGCUCGUGGCUGGAAACGGGGAAGGAGAUUCUCAUCAUCAACCACUCUGUGUUCCACCAGUCGGUGCCGCCGAAGAAGGGGUUCAUCAGGGCCACCUCGUACCUGACGGGAAUCGUGGUGCGGCCGAGCGGGCGCUCCGGAUGCAGCCUCAGCUACGUCACGCAGUGCGACCCCAAAGGUGCCCUGCCUGCCUGGUUUGUCAACAAGCUUACCAAGAUAUUUGCACCAAAGAUGGUGAAGAAGCUGCACAAGGCGUGCCUGGGCUACACCGCCUGGAAGGCCAGCCACCAGCCAGGCUUGAAGCCGUGGCUACACCCCGACCAGGUCAUCCUGCCCAAACUGGACGUGUCCUCCUGCGUCAGCGUGGGCCAGCAGGACACUGCGGAUGAGAACCUAGACGAGAGCCUGCUCCAGGAGCAGGAGGGCAGUGACUUCUGCGAGCUGGACCACGCCUAGGCGCUCCGGCCACCUGCCUUGGGACGCCGUCCCCUUUGUGCCAUUUCUGAGCAACGACGAUGAAAAGAGCUUGACCGGUACUCCCAAGGCCCGCUUCAAAUGGGGCAAGUUUUCCCAGCGCCUCAACAUGGCAACUUCAGCCCCAUGGUUCUUCCGCCUUCCCCUGCAGCAACUGGUCAAGCUGGACUUCGUCAUUAAGAUUCUAGCUUUCUCGCACUAUUUAGAUACAAAGUUGCACAAUAAUAAUGAGUUUUUUUUUUUUUUUUAUAUUAUUUAAAAGCAUUGAGAACAUUAUCGGAUUUUCCUUAAACCGUUCUGCUGGGAAAAUUAUGUACUGCGAAUUGAAACCGAGUGUUAACAUUGUCACCCCCCUCCCCCCAAGGAGGUCACACGAGAAUAUUGCGUCCCUGACUGGUUGCUGUUGCCCGAGACAUCUGCGAGUUGUUAGAGUUGCUCACCCGUUUCGAGCCGAACUCGAUCCCAGCAAUUUGUGUUGCUGCGCAAGGAUCUAGGGAGAAUGACUCGAGAGCAAACCCCAAAAUUGCUGGAAAAAUUGCCCAGUCUGAAGUGGGCCAUAACGGUUUAUCAAUCAGUCUCUUUGUUCUACAGCACCUGGAAAGGGCCAUUCUCGAGUUGCAAUGCGUGCGCCUGCUUCCUAAGGUUAAAGGAAGUGCGAUGCCCGUUGCUCAAGUCUUCUGUCGGCACUGUGGCGCUUGUCGAUUGGCCGCAGCUGGUCCCGGUAGAAUGUUUCUGUUCGGCCUGAGAAAGCGCAGCCAGUCGGAAGUGACGUCCAGUGAUGUCGUUUUGCAGGUUUGAUGGAGCCGAGGUCUUGCCGAGCCAACGCUCAUUUUGUCACGAGGCUUGUCCAGGGAAUUGGUAUUGCGCUGCAGGUCUGCCAGCGUGCUGUGCCGCUGCUCCAGUGGUUCGGGGCGUGUGUCGUCGUGUGCCAUUUUCCAAAGGUGGCCAGGCGGCUUAGAAUUGCCGUUUUGGAACUGGAGUGCUAGCCUUUUCUCCUCCCAGCUGCAGCACAGAUUCCGAGAGUCCUGAACUCUGGCAAGAGGAAUUGACAUGUUCUCUUCUGGUCACCUUCAGUGGGAACUAUGUUUCUACCAUGGGCCUUUCUGCAGUAAAGUCGUUUGGGGAUCCCCAUUCUGGAAAUUUAACGAGCGCAUUAACCUUAAAUAUGGCAACUGGCUUCCUUUGGAAGUUCUACGGUGGAAUUUGGUUGAUGCACUCUCGGUUUCCAAGUUUUCCCAUCUGUUAAAGCCAGUUCACACGUACACCACACUGCUGACUUAUCUCAUCGCUAAGAGGCCCGCAUGUACACCAGUCCCAUUGAGCUCCCGUGAACAGGCUUUAAAGGGAUUUAGGCCUUCACAAUCCCUCGUUCACCUUUUUAAUCUUUUCCUGACGUGCGUGUGUGCAUGCUUCUGGUGUGCUCAGUUUCCCUGAUUCCACUACUAGUUUUAUUCUGCGUGAAGUUCAUAGUCGUGCACGCAUGUGUGGACUAUGGAAUAUGACUAUGAACAAACCGGCGUGAGAAGGAGAGCAGCUGAUUCUGGGAGCUGCAUCUGUGGGCCUUAAUAGGUGUUACCGGUUGUCACGUUAUUCUGGAUUAUACAUUGUUUUACCGCAGUCUCCCAAAACAUAAAUCCGUGAGGUUCUACGGUAUUUUUAACUUUCCCCACCAGUGCUUUCCCCAUCUCUUUCUCUAGCUUCGUGCGAGCAGCAACUAAAGAUGCUGGGGAACAUAAUUACGGCAUCCUUUGUCUAGAGUUACUGGCAGGCAGAAUGCCGGUCUGCACAUAGCUUUGCCUGGCACACAUUGUCAGUGUGCUACUCAAACGCACGACACAUAGCUUUGCCUGGCACACAUUGUCAGUGUGCUACUCAAACGCACGACGCAAGUUUGUCUGCUUCCGGUCAUUCUCUUACUGGAGAAGGCGAGGAGGCUGAGCAGCCAGCGGGCUUUCACUUGACAGAGUUGAAGGCCUGGAGCCGCCGGGUCACGACGCCGUACGAGAGUGCUUUUGUCUUGUAUUGCCGUACUGUCCAGCUGAGGUACUUUGUUACUGGACCGCCAAGUGCCAUUGAGUGCUGAGAGGACUAGGUAUGAUACAGUCGUGCCUCCUUAACAUGGACACCUCAGCUUUCCUGCAAGUCGUCCGUGUGUGUCAUCCAUAAAAACAUGCAUUUAGCCAGUUCAUGCCCAAAAAGUUUGUCUAUAAAGUGGGGUAUCCCGUUUUUUAGACAAUUAACAGCGUCCAUAUUAAUCAGACAUGGCUAGAUCACGUGAAGUUACAUACUUCCGGACAACUUUCUGUGACUGUGCAGCAGGAGCUGUGGGUGGUCGUGCACCUUGAGUGCCGAUCGAAGCUGUGCACGUGCGCUCUUCACUUCAUCUGAAGUGCCAAAGAAAGUUGUUUGGGUGUAUAGACUUGCUCAUGUUUUGGUCAGUCUGCCUGGCCUUCCUGUCGUCAGUACCGGGAAUCUCUCGGGUCUCCGUUGUCACGCCUCGCCGGUUCCAAGGCCGAGUGUGAUUGUGAUCGUUAUGCUUCUGAGGCUGGACACGACGAGCAUGAAAAGCAAUACGGAAGAGAGCAGCAUGCAUGGUGACACUGCACUCGUAUUCUAGAAAGAUGAAAAGCAAUAACGGCGUAUCAAAUUCUUGACUCCUUGGCUUUCCUGUUGACAGUGGAGGUUGUUAACAUUUGAAUGUGUAUGUGUGUCUGCACUAUUCUGAGAGUUUAUGCACUAUUUUAAACCGGUUAGGGAAUUUUCUAGUCAUUUGUCGGCUUUAAAAGAGACUGCUUGCUCGCCACUGUACAUACAAUGAGCGACGCAGUUAGGAUGAACAAGUCCGUUUUUCCCCCAUUUGUCUGUGAUUUAGUGCAGUGGAGUGCGCGUACGUGGCGCCGUACCCUCCAACACUUGGCAUUGACUAUUUCGUGCCACACUCGCAGGGAUAGCAUAGCUUCCGCAGUAAUGCAGCCUGUUCUUGCUGCGAGAGCAUGUGACUUUGUCUCGAGUUACAUUCACAUGCGCCCAAACAACUAUCCUUGACAGAGUUGGAACACUGCAGAAGCCAUGCUAACCUUGACAGCAUAGCACAAAAUAGUUGAUGAUGUGUACAGGCGAUAACUUCGGUGCUCAGCACUGCUCUACUCGGAAGUGGCUAUAUCGCGUUCACAGUAACUGUGUUGUGCGGUGCCCUAUAACAGUUCACUGUUGCUCAGCUUGUGAGGAGCAGGACGACAGUGUCUUUCUCUGCAUGUGCUGGAUCUGAAUUACGAAUUCAGCCAGUUGGAGCAUUGUGAGAUGUCGGUAUCCCAAAGAUUUACUUAAUAGCUGUCAUACACAAGAGGUCUGGGCUUCCACGGGUUCAAGUUUACGCACUGUUGGCCUGUAUUUUUGGCAAGUGACGAGCAUUGUUAAUGUGCUUGCCAAUCCGACAGUUGUUUGAAGUCUGCUGAUGAACAAUCCGCCUUUCUCUAGAUCGAUGACAUUCCUGAUGAAUGCCUACACCCUCCUUUCACCUUUACAGUGUAAAUGUUUCAGCAGCAUAGAUUUAGCCACUUCAGUCAGCAUCGGUGUAUCAGCUCAGCAUGCAUCCACGGUCUUGGAGCCAUCCAAUAAAGAGUCUGCUGACCAGUGAA